GGACGUUUUCUCACUUCGAAUUUGCAUUCUGCGAGUUCGAAAUGUGUUGGCGCUGAGCUUUUGAUGAAACUGCUAUCAAACUACUGCAGAAAUAAGGACAUCAAAACUUCAAUUCGAGUGGGCAUUGUGGGUUAUCCGAAUGUCGGGAAAAGCAGUGUUAUAAAUAGUUUGAAGCGAAAAAGAGUUUGCGAUGUUGGCGCAGCACCUGGAAUUACACGGCAAAUCCAGGAAGUGGAUUUGGGUAAACAUAUUCGAUUGCUAGAUUCUCCUGGUGUGAUUCUGGAGCCGAAGGGUCGUUUGGACAACUGCGAAAUUGCGCUAAAAAACGCUAUAAGA
Molecule: messenger RNA, 336 nt
Organism: Gongylonema pulchrum
Lineage: Eukaryota; Metazoa; Nematoda; Chromadorea; Rhabditida; Gongylonematidae
Source: the annotation of a GenBank genome assembly